UGAGGAGUGGAUCUGCGUCUGUCAGCCGGAGAGAGCAGUUCAGACGGUCUGUUGUCCAUUUAUCUUCAUUUUAAAGACACCGAGGGGGAAUGAACAGAAAGAUAAACACCUCAGCACAUCGCCUCGCUUGACUUCAGCGGUCACAGUCUGGUUUUAAGCAGAAUAUUUCCCUGUCAGUGUUUCUGAAUGGAGCAGCAGCAGAAGGGUUUGUUUAGCUUCAGCAAAUCUGCAGCCUGCGGUUCUGGAGGCUCCACCGGUCAGACCUCCAUCCGUCUGUCCGUCACAUCGACCACCGGCAGCCCGGUGGAGCUCACUGUCCCCCGGGGAGAGACUGUGGAGGGUCUGAGGACACGGAUCUCCCACAGACUCAGACUGCAAACACACAGGAUCGCACUCCUACAUAAAGACAGGCACCUGACUGCAGGGAAACUGUUGGAUCUGGGUGUAACAGAUGGCAGCAGGCUGACCCUGGUCCCAGUCAUUGAGGCUGGUUUAAUGUGCUCGACUGCCAGAGCUGAGAGGACAAUGAUGGACGUGUUGGAAAGCUUAACUGAAGCCCAGAUCAAUGACUUCUUGUCUGGCCGCUCGCCUCUGACCAUCAGCCUUGGAAUCGGUGCCCACAUGAUGUACGUGCAGCUCCAGCUAUCUGCUCAGGAUGUGAAGAAACUGCAGCAGAACAUGGACUCAAAGGCUCAGAGCAGCAGCGAGGCUCGAACCGGCCUGCAGACGCCCUGCAAUGUGAACCACCCUGGCUCUGCCUCCACCGACACCACAGGAUCCACUACCUCAUCUGCUGCACAAACCCCAUCUACAGCCCCGGACUCUUCUGACUCUACAGCCCAAUUUAGCCCUCAGAGACAAAGAACUUCCUUUCACCCAGCAGCAUCCGCCACCCACUCAUCCACUUACGUCCAUAGUCCCUUAUCUCAGCUUCAUUCCCAGACUGCACACACAUCUCCACAUGCUCCUUCAACCCCUUCUUUGCCCUCUGGUUGUCCACAUCCCAGCUCUCCACGAGAAGCAACAGCACCAGUUUGUUUAACUGGUCCCAGUGGCUCCAGUCCAGGACCCCCGAGCCCAGUACCAGCCUCAACCUUCACAGAGAGAAACAUUAAUGCUUCAUCCAGAGCAGAGAUGUUGAAAGAACCAGGAGCAGUCAUAGAAAGCUUUGUGAAUCACUCUCCAGGCGUUUUCUCUGGGACUUUUUCUGGCACCCUUCCUCCAUGCAGUCAAAGCGGCAUCAGUCAUCCUCGGCGCGGCAUCGCCAUCAUCCUCCAGAUCCUCAACGACCUCCUCAGAGCCGCCUACCACCACCAGGGGGCUCCAGCUGCUCUUCCUCUACACCCACGUCCUGCUUCAAACCCACCGGUCAGCCCACUGCCCACAGCAGAGGAGCAGAGCAGGACCAGAAUCAGACCACCAGUAACCCCGAGGACAGAACACCUCCCUAAAGCUCCAGGUGAUGACAUUUCACUGUUGCACUCAUCCACAGAGGAAAAUCAAACAAUGCACUGUAAGCUCGAGCACCUCCAGCUUUUGAUGCAUCAGAGACGUCUCCGCAGACGAACUCGCAGGAGUUCACACGUCUCACAGACCUCUCACCCGUAUCAGCACCGUCACUAUCAUCCCUAAUCUCCCAGACAGAAAAGAUCCACUCACUGUGAUAGCGCCGGCCGCUCUCUGACGGACGAGGCCGGCUUCGCUAAUGACCACAAAAUAAGUCUCAUAAAAACCACAGCUGACCUCUGAUCUUGUGAUGCUGGUGAAUCAUCUAUGGAGCCACAAAAGAGGGACCGGCUUUGAUAGUAUUUUUUACAGCGUGGGCAUUUCAGAAAAACAUAAGGCCAAAGGGUGUGAGGAGUGAGAUCCCUGCGGCUGACUGUAUAUUUCUCAUGAUAUUUAACCUGAGUCAUGUUCUUCAGCGAGGACAACUCUUAUUGUUGCAGUAUGUAGCAUAUGUCACAAAAAAGCUCUAAUGUAUAUUUUUAUCAUAUACAUUUCAGUGUUUUGUCAAAAAACUCUUUCUGUAUGUUAUUUCUAUGUAUUCCAAAGCCUUAACUGUACAUGUCUUGAAUGUAAUCAUUGUGUUUUGUCGUUUUACUUAUGCAAUAUGAAAAUGUAAACACAAGGUAGGAACAAAUAUGCAAGAAAUAAAGAAUGAAAAUGACAAAUCUGGA
Messenger RNA from Acanthochromis polyacanthus (spiny chromis), 2177 nucleotides. Its product is annotated as midnolin-like. The transcript is spliced from 7 exons. Gene Ontology annotation, molecular function: protein binding. The record is from RefSeq and is a predicted model, not a curated record. Bases 187 to 1632 code for a protein of 481 amino acids. NCBI's taxonomy places the organism in Eukaryota, Metazoa, Chordata, Actinopteri, Pomacentridae. Gene Ontology annotation, cellular component: nucleus.